This is a messenger RNA of Endocarpon pusillum Z07020, 1032 nucleotides long. RefSeq lists its product as uncharacterized. The record is from RefSeq and is a predicted model, not a curated record. NCBI's taxonomy places the organism in Eukaryota, Fungi, Ascomycota, Eurotiomycetes, Verrucariales, Verrucariaceae. Bases 1 to 1032 code for a protein of 343 amino acids. The transcript is spliced from 3 exons.
AUGGCGAAGAAGCGAAAGCAUGAAUCUGAUGUGCCAGUGCAAGCAAACGGAAAGCUACCAGAUACCUCCAAACCUACAGCUGUCUACAGGCCCACUGGGGGACGCACGAAUACUAUAAGCGUAGCUCUACCGGGUAGUAUCAUUGCAAAUGCACAAUCUCACGACCAGAAAACCUACCUCGCCGGCACAAUUGCCAGGGCGUUAGCAGUAUUCUGCGUCGACGAAGUCAUCAUUUUCGAGGAUGAACCUCACCGCGCAUCAAAAGGCUCGAUCCAAGACGAUGUCGACCAGGACAGAUACACAGCCUUCUCCGACCCCUCACACUUCCUCGCCCACAUCCUAUCGUACCUAGAGACGCCCGCCUACCUCCGGAAAGCCCUUUUCACGAUGCACCCCAACCUUCGCACAGCAGGCACACUCCCUAGCCUCGAUAUGCCGCAUCACCUCCGGUCCAAUGAGUGGUGCGAGUACCGUGAAGGCGUGACCAUCGACGAGCCAACGAGACAUGGCAGCAAAGUUGAUGUUGGGCUUCCCCAGCGGUACACUAUCCCCGCUGUACAGAUCCCGCCAAAGACGCGCGUGACGUUGCAUCUGAGUGAGAUGAGCACUGAAGCCGAGGCUGUAUCUCCCUCUGAGCCCAAGGAGGAGGCGGGCUAUUAUUGGGGUUAUUCUGUCCGGAGGUGUUCGUCGUUGUCUACUGUCUUCACCGAGUGUCCCUAUGAUGGAGGUUAUGAUGCUUCGUUUGGCACUUCGGAGCGGGGGAAGCUCAUCUCAGAGGUUUGGGAGAGCACACCGGCUAAGCCUGAGCAUAUGCUUGUAGUGUUCGGGGGUGUGGCUGGGCUCGAGGCAGCCGCAGAGGCUGAUCCCGAGCUUAGCGCUAAAGGUAUUACUUCUGGAAAUGUCAGUGAGUUGUUUGAUUACUGGAUCAAUGUCCUGCCGGGACAAGGGAGCCGCACAAUUCGGACUGAAGAGGCGGUAUGGUUGAGUUUGAUGGACUUGAGGGAUCUUUUUCAUGUCGCGCAUGGUGGUUGA